CACAGAGACAGAGAGAAACCCUAGUGUAGGAAGCAGCGGCAGAGAAAGAAGAUGAAGUUCAAUCCGCGAGUGUCGAGCAGCCGCCGCAAGAGCCGUAAGGCUCAUUUCACGGCGCCGUCGAGCGUGAGGCGCGUUCUGAUGAGCGCGCCGCUGUCUACAGACCUGAGGUCGAAGUACAACGUGCGGUCGUUGCCGGUAAGGAAGGAGGACGAGGUGCAAGUGGUGCGUGGGACAUACAAGGGGCGUGAGGGGAAGGUGACGCAGGUUUACAGGCGCAAGUGGGUGAUCCACAUCGAGCGCAUAACCCGCGAGAAGGUGAACGGUUCAACCGUUAACGUGGGGAUCCACCCUUCGAAGGUGGUGAUCACGAAGAUCAGGCUCGAUAAGGAUCGCAAGGCCCUUCUCGACCGCAAGGCGAAGGGACGCGCCGCCGCUGAUAAGGAGAAGGGCACCAAGUUCGCUCCUGAGGAUAUCAUGCAGACCGUUGAUUAGUCUUUCUUUCCUUCGUUGCGGUUCAUUUACUGAUAUAAAUAUAUGAGACUUUGAGGGUUUUGUAAUCAUUUUGGAUCUUAACUAUUCACAUGCAGGCCUUGAUUUUGUUAUGGUUUAAUUUAAUUUUGAUUUUGUUUGCGCUUCUGAAUCCUGUAGAUUACGAUUAUGCUAAUCGGUAAUUGUUUUUGUGGUAAUGGUAUCUUUAUGCUUAGUUAAACCCUAGUCCUAAGUUUGUAUGUGUUAAUGUUGUCUUGGA
Gastrolobium bilobum is the source of this 748-nucleotide messenger RNA. RefSeq names its product large ribosomal subunit protein uL24z-like. The record is from RefSeq and is a predicted model, not a curated record. Gene Ontology annotation, molecular function: RNA binding; structural constituent of ribosome. The transcript has a single exon. Gene Ontology annotation, biological process: ribosomal large subunit biogenesis; cytoplasmic translation. Lineage: Eukaryota; Viridiplantae; Streptophyta; Magnoliopsida; Fabales; Fabaceae. Gene Ontology annotation, cellular component: ribosome; cytosolic large ribosomal subunit. The coding region runs from base 52 to 492 and encodes 146 amino acids.